GAGCUGUUGCAGUAAAACUGGAAGAAUUCUGUAAACACGCUUCACUAGGUUCUUAGAGGAGGACAUAGGUACGUGCAUCUAUUUUCGAUGCUCUCAUCCGUACACUGCUUACGACGAGCUAUACUACUGAACAGAGAAUGGAUCUCCUUCACGGGUUACCCAAUUACGGUAACUCAAACGAGAUCUUCCAGGAUGAUGCCGGCUUUCAAGAUUUAUAGUUUACGACGUAGAUUAGCAGAAUUCUUAUCGAAUAAGUUUGAUGAAAAGCGGGUAAAUGAGAUUGGUCCAGAUCUAGCCUGUCUUGAAUGGCUGAUGGAAUGUGGUUCAACGGAGGUAUUGAUGAGCGACGAACAGCGAAUAACUUCAAUACAUCAAAUGAAGAAAUACAUCAAGAAAAAGUUAGAGGAGAAGGGCAGCACUGUACCAGUUAGCACAAUAGGAAGCGAAUUGGAGUAUGAGCUGAAAUGGAAGCAUGUCCCUCAUGUACAUAUCGUCAAGGUUGACGCUAGUGAUUCAGCCAUCGCUGACGAAGGUUUCAAAUAUUUCCAUGAUCUCAAGCGGCUGGAAGCGCUGAAGUUGAAUUUUUGCGACUAUUUUGGUGACGAAGCGAUUAGAGAAUUGGCUCUAGGACGCCCAGCAGCAACACUUCGUGAUAUAGAAAUCGUGCUAAAUCCCUCUAUCAGUGAUGGCGCUGUUUAUUGGCUGAGUCGAUUGAAGGCAUUGCAUCGAGCACAUUUCUACUUUCUACCAUACGUUUCUAAUAGGCAUUCCUUUAUUCGGCAGCUGAAAUUGGCAGUGCCCAGGUGCAAAGUUACAUUUCCUGAAGCAGUCCACGUCGGGUACGGUUACGAAGAUGAAACAAAAACAAAGAAGAGUUAGAAACCGAAGUGAUUUUGAGUGGCUACCUCGAUAUGAUUGUCGAUUGUUGUUUUGGAGCUUUAUUUGUAGCCAAUUUAAUCACUGCUCAAUGCUCAACGACAAUUGUUAGGUGUGGUCGAUAGGAUGUGUCGAGCCUGCGCUGCAACCUGUGCAAUUUGAGAUGUUUGGAUGAGUAUCCUGUCGAAAAAAAAAACCCUUUAGGUAGGUAUAGGACCUAGGUUAGAUAUGUGACUCAUAGCACUACUGGAAUAAAUGCCAUCGCUCAUCAUAGUAGUAUUACUGCUGUUGCAUGGGG
This is a messenger RNA of Cylicocyclus nassatus, 1174 nucleotides long. The record is from the annotation of a GenBank genome assembly. NCBI's taxonomy places the organism in Eukaryota, Metazoa, Nematoda, Chromadorea, Rhabditida, Strongylidae.